AGAGCACUGCGAAUGGCCCACGGGCCCAAGCCCAACAUCACCGGCUUCAACAUGCGAGCCUUCAAGGAGGCCACCGGCCAGCCCCGAUACGACCCUUGGGAGAGAGCCGAGGCAUGGCGAUACAAGGGCACCUUUUCCCGCUGGAACAGAUUCAGAAGCGGUUUCCCCGGGCUGGGAAUCGCCACGGUUGCGUUUACUGGAUACUGCGGCUACGAGUACCUCUUCCUGAAGGAUGAGCACCACGGCGAGGGUCACGGCGAGGGUCACCACUAAAGCGUUGUUUUGUUCUGCGACGGCGGCAUUGUUGGAAAGAUGGUUUUUAAAGAGGCAAAGCGGGAUUGAAAAUGAGAAAGGGAGCAAGUGUACAUAUAUAUCUGCUGGAAGAGAAAUAGGGAGGAAAAAAAAGAGCUUGGGAGACGAUUUACGCUGGGCAAAGAAUCAACACAAAUAUAAACUCAAUUUAAGAAUAC
Messenger RNA from Trichoderma atroviride IMI 206040, 470 nucleotides. RefSeq lists its product as uncharacterized. Lineage: Eukaryota; Fungi; Ascomycota; Sordariomycetes; Hypocreales; Hypocreaceae. Gene Ontology annotation, biological process: electron transport chain; mitochondrial respiratory chain complex I assembly. The record is from RefSeq and is a predicted model, not a curated record. Gene Ontology annotation, cellular component: mitochondrion.